Coffea arabica (coffee) is the source of this 1245-nucleotide messenger RNA. NCBI's taxonomy places the organism in Eukaryota, Viridiplantae, Streptophyta, Magnoliopsida, Gentianales, Rubiaceae. The record is from RefSeq and is a predicted model, not a curated record.
UGUCAUUUGCACGACGGCUUGCGUUAUUUCAAUGAUUACAUUGCUUAAGAAAGGAUAUGCUUUGUUGAUUAAUACAUGGAAGAGAAAUGAUCUCUUGAAACAAUCCAUUUCUCAUUAUGCAUCAUGUCCUGGGCUUACUUCUAUACACAUAGUCUGGAGCGAGCCUGAUCCUCCCUCCGUUUCUCUUAUUAAAUAUUUAAACCAUGUCAUAGAAUCAAACUCCAGAGAUGGUCAACAAAUUGAACUGAAAUUUGACAUCAAUAGGGAAGACAGUUUGAACAAUAGGUUCAAAGAGAUCAAGAAUUUGAAGACAGAUGCUCUAUUUUCGAUUGAUGAUGAUGUCAUAUUCCCAUGCUCAUCAGUUGAAUUGGCUUUUAGCAUUUGGCAAAGUGCACCUGAUACAAUGGUGGGGUUUGUACCACGUAUGCAUUGGGUUGACAGAUCGAAAGGCAACUCUGACCAAUUCACUUAUGGAGGAUGGUGGUCUGUUUGGUGGAUGGGAACAUACAGUAUGGUUCUUUCGAAAGCGGCCUUCUUCCACCAGAAGUAUCUUAGUUUGUAUACUUAUCAAAUGCCUGCAUCGAUUCGAGAAUAUGUGACCACAAACAGGAAUUGUGAAGAUAUCGCAAUGUCUUUCUUAGUUGCAAAUGCUACUGGUGUUCCCCCAAUAUGGGUAAGAGGCAAGAUAUAUGAGAUUGGUUCCACAGGGAUCAGUAGUUUGGGAGGUCACAGCAAUAGGAGGACAGAAUGUGUUAAUAGGUUUGUAGCUGAAUAUGGGCACAUGCCCUUAGUACCAACUUCAGUGAAAGCUGUUGAUAGUCGAAGCAGUUGGUUUUGGUGAUGGAGUUGGCAAUGUUAGUGAUGAUGGCUUCGUUCCUUUUAUUUUCUAUCUUGUGUGGUUCUUUGCCACAUAAUCAUCUUCCUAAGUCAAUUGUUGUAAGCGUCUUUUUGUAAUAGUAUCCACUUUCCACAUGGUUACCAAAUGUAGAAGGAAAAUUUUAGUUUAGCAACAUUCUUUUAGGACUUAGGUCAGAAAUCAUCCUUGUGAAAGAGCCAGAGGGGAAGUACAUUAUCUCCCCAGUAUAGUUGCCUUGUUAAUUAUGGAGGGGUUUUCUUGUAUCUUAACCCCUCGAAGUUAAAUUGAUACUCUAAUUAUGGAGGGGUUUUCUUGUAUCUUAACCCCUCAAAGUUAAAUUGAAACAGUGUAUCGACAUCGGCUCAGUAAAAUGCUGCUUUAUUUGCCUA